AAUUUCACAAACAGUCAUGAAUGACAAGUAAAAAUAUGAUUUUGUAUUUUCUUUAAAUUCUAUACUAUUUAGAAAUAAACAAUUUCACUAUAUAUUAAAAUGGCGGGGACAUAUUAUUUUGUCAUUGUUGGGCAUUCGGAUAAUCCAAUAUUUGAAAUAGAUUUCAUUCCAGCUACUAAAGAAGUGAAGAAAGAAGAUAACAGACAUUUAAAUCAGUUUAUAGCUCACGCAGCUCUAGACUUAGUCGAUGAACACAUGUGGAAAGUAACUAACACAUAUUUGAAAUCUGUUGAUAAGUUCAACCAGUGGUUUGUUUCUGCUUUCGUUACUGUAAGCCAGAUGCGGUUUAUAAUGGUGCAUGAUGCACGCAAUGAAGACGGCAUCAAGAACUUCUUUACAGAUGUUUAUGAAGCCUACAUAAAAUUGAUGUUGAAUCCAUUCUAUAAAGAAGACACACCUAUAACAUUACCAGCUUUUGAGAAGAAAGUACAAUUUCUUGGGAAAAAAUAUUUAACAUAGUAAAUUCGACAGUGAACAAAUCAACAAAUUACAAGAUUAAAUUAUUUAAUUAUAAGAGAUGUAAAUAUAUAAAGUACAUAAAACUAAUUUAAGAGU
Messenger RNA from Galleria mellonella (greater wax moth), 615 nucleotides. RefSeq names its product trafficking protein particle complex subunit 2. The transcript has 3 exons. Gene Ontology annotation, cellular component: nucleus; TRAPP complex; cytoplasm. The coding region runs from base 100 to 519 and encodes 139 amino acids. Gene Ontology annotation, biological process: endoplasmic reticulum to Golgi vesicle-mediated transport. The record is from RefSeq and is a predicted model, not a curated record. Lineage: Eukaryota; Metazoa; Arthropoda; Insecta; Lepidoptera; Pyralidae.